Molecule: messenger RNA, 6423 nt
Organism: Diorhabda carinulata
Lineage: Eukaryota; Metazoa; Arthropoda; Insecta; Coleoptera; Chrysomelidae
Gene: pb
Product: homeotic protein proboscipedia
Exons: 7
Coding region: 183-2321 (712 amino acids)
Biological process (GO): regulation of DNA-templated transcription
Molecular function (GO): DNA-binding transcription factor activity, RNA polymerase II-specific; DNA binding
Source: RefSeq, a predicted model, not a curated record
GAACAUACACGUAACAAUCGUUGACUAUUUCUCGCGGAAAGUCGCUUAACAUUUCCCGCGAUCGGUGAAGAAGCCUUUAACACGAUUUUCCACGUUUUCCGCGAAAAACUGUUUAAGUAGUGGUGGAAAACUUAUUGACAGUGCAUUGUGAUGUUGAGUGGUACAAGAACUUGCGGUGGUCUAUGAAAAUUAAGGAUUUCGGCCGAAUGCCGACGGGUCACUUAGACGAAGAGGACUUUGUUGCUGUGAAGACGCGGUCCAACACACCAGAAGGUGCUGCGGCCGGCGGAAGCGGGACGUUUUGGUUGUCCGCAGUGCCGGCUGCAGCACAGCCUCUCGAAGGUUGUAAUGAAACCGGAUUCAUUAAUAGUCAGCCAUCGAUGGCUGAAUUCAUGACUGCCUUACCACACCUUUCUAAUGAACUACCUCAUGGACCACCAAUUAGCCCUCAACAAACACCUCCAUCGAGUGGAUAUCCUAUGGAUGUACCUCAUGGAAUGGGAUCGCCUGGUGUUAACGUACCCGAAUAUCCGUGGAUGAAAGAAAAGAAGACUACAAGGAAAAACAACCAACAGGGAUCAAGGAAAAGUAACAAAAAACUCUCCUCAAUGCUUUUUGGUAACGAAGACAAUGACGAAAAUGGUCUUCCAAGGAGACUUAGAACAGCCUACACAAAUACGCAAUUACUAGAGUUAGAGAAAGAAUUCCACUUUAACAAAUACUUGUGCCGGCCAAGGCGAAUUGAAAUAGCAGCUUCGUUAGAUCUUACCGAACGACAGGUGAAAGUAUGGUUCCAAAACAGACGGAUGAAGCACAAAAGACAAACACUAGGGAAGCAAGGAGAAGAAGGAGACGAUAAAGAUUCAGUGACAAGUGAAGGUAGUAAAAGCGCCAAACUAUCCGACAAAUUUCUUGACGAUGAAAUGUCAAAGAAGAGCUGUCAAGGUUGCGAAAUGCCUACUGCCGGCUUAUGCAAUUCACACGAGGAAAUUUCUGAGGUUACUUCUACAAGAGGAAACAACAACAACACUCCUAGUGCGACUAAUAAUAACACAAAUUUUAAUAAUAAUAGUAAUGGAGCAAGUAGUAUUGGUAGCUCCGGUAGUUUCGACAAAUUAAUGAAUGAAGAAGAUUCACGAUCGAAUGAAGGCAGUGGAACACAAACUUCGCCAAGGAUUUCCAAAAAAAAUUCUUCUUCAAUACCGAAUAACGUGGUAGUAAAAAUCGAAGGACGCAGAAACUCACCCAAUUCAUGUGAUAGAAAAAUAGGAAUAAGAAAAAUCUCCCCAAGUCCUAGUCAAAGUAAAGACGUCGGUAUAGGCUUGAAUUCACUGGAAAAUAUCACUACAAAAUUAUCUCCGAAAAGUUCUUCUGGGACUCCAGUGAUUCCAAGUGGCCCUUUGAGUUUGCCUACGAAUAUGGUUUACCAGCAAGUCCCACGAUCAUCCCCAACCACAGCAACAGCAAUAGCUUCAGCAACUGUCACAAUCCAGAAUAUUCCCAAUGCCAUUCCGCCAUUCGCAUCAAGAGGAUCUUCUGCUACUCAUUUUCCCAAUCAAUACAAUAUGAACAACAGCCAAUCUGAUUACCGAGCCGAAAGAUCAAAGCACUAUCAAAAUAUGACUCAAAUGUACUCAUCAGAUAUGUAUAAUCAUGAACAUACCGGAAUCAACGAAACACAUACGUAUCACCGAGGUCAGCCUCACUCUAAUAAUAUGGGACAUGUUAAGUUCAACAAUAGAAGACAACCAUAUGCAGGUUAUACCAAUCAACAGCAAUACUACUAUAAUAAUCAAAGUGUGGAGAAGUACGGAAUGAGUCAUAAUAACUACAAUCAAGGUUAUGCUGACCAUGCAGGCUACAAUAAUUACAGUUAUGGUUAUAAUAGUGAUGGAAACGAAGCUGUACAUAUGCAAAACUCGGUACAAAUAAAUCACGAACAUCCAGGUAACUAUUAUCCUAUCGAAGGUGCAAUACCAAAAGUUCAGAAUCCGGUUGAGUAUCAAGGAAAAGUUGCAUAUUACGAUAAUAAUUAUACUUCCAACCACAUGCCUCCGACUACUUUACAAACUAAUGAUGCAUCAUAUAAUAUGGGACAAGAGGUUUUCCCUAGUAGCAACAAUAGUUCCGCUACAAUAAUGACUCCACCCGCAAGUGCUCCCACAGAAAAUAAUGAGAAUUACAAUAAUUUCCAUCAAUUUUAUCCCGGAGAGUCUCAAACCCAAGUUCCCGUUCCAGGUGAAAGUAGUAAUAGCUCAUCUGAUUUUAACUUUUUAAGUAACUUAGCGAAUGAUUAUACUCCUGAGUAUUAUCAAAUCUGAUUCAGUGCAAUUGAAAAUAAAAUGUACAGGUAGCUGUUGAUAUUCUUAAGAUUUGUUGAUUUUCAUUGGUUUAUAUUUGUUUAUUUACGAAAUAAUUCUGAAAAAACAACAAAUAAAGAAUUCAUCGGAAAACACUUCAACAUUUUAUAACGUUUUACAUAUUUGGAUUUUAUUUUAGUUGACGAAAUAUCUACGAGGGGGUUUUACUAAUUAUUUUACUAAUACUGAUAUGUCAACAAGUAUGAAGUAGAUUUUUGUUAAAGUUUAAACACAACUAAUUACAUAGUUAUAAUCAAAAUAUGAAAAUAUUUUGAUUAUCCUUGACAUGUUCAGUGUCGUAGCUUGGACUAAGUAGUGACGAAACCUACAAACAGCAAAUUCAAAUCAUUUGAGAUAGAUAAAGCAGCACUGAAGGUUCUCUCAGACCGGUUACAGAACCAAACGAAAUUGAACCAAUAGAUGCGAAAAAAUGGACUCACGCCUAUAAUCACUUUGAGAAAAUUGAAAAAUAACACAAGACAAAGGAACACAGGCAAUCCAAAUCAAUGAAAGACCAAGAAAACAGGAAAGUUUCAUUCUUCCCAUACAAAACUUCCCCAGGGGAUGGAGAAGUUAUGAAAUCUGCUUCGAUUGAGACUAUUGCUAAACUAGAUAGUCGGUCAUGCUACAUAUUGUUUCUUGAGUAAUCUUUAACUUCUAUUUAAAUUCUAAAAGCAAUCCAAACAUUAGGAUAGAUAUCUUCCACUUCAUUUGUAAUUAUGUAUUGGAUCAUCCGACUGGCGUCUUUAAUGGAGUUUGGUAUAUUGAGCACUUCGUGGAGCUCAUAAGAUUCUCAUAAGAUGUCUUUGUUUUCUCCAUCUUGAAGUGGUUCAAAAGCUCGAUAUUUGGCAAAGAUUUUAAAUUAUCUAUCCAGAAGAAUCAAUUCUAAAUCAACUAUCAAUGGAACCAAUAGGUUCGUCUACAGCUUCAUAAUUUUCUUUUUUUGCCGAGUCGUUUCUCUUUAAAAGCCAUUCGUAUAUCACGACUGCAAUUUUCUAUGAAUUCGUAUUUCAGUACAUUCAUUAAAGCCCGUUUCACGAAAUUUCUGAAACUGGUUACAAAAAUUGCGCAAAUUGUCAAUAGCGAGGCUACUUAAAGUGCGAGGCCGUGGGCGAGGACCCUCUACGCCCACGUCUAGGUAUUACACUGCAAUUUUCCUUUGCUAUAAUCACUAAUUAGCUCAAGUUUUAAUUACAAAAUCUCUCAAUUUUCUUUUGGAAAUUGAAACACAUGAAGACUACAAUGGAAUUCCCAUAUUAAAUCUUAUCAGAUCUUAUUCAUAUUAUAUGAGUGGUAGAUAAAUUAAAUAAAUGAAACGUUUUCAAAGAUUAGUUGGCUGAAGACUUCUAAGAUAUUAUUUCAUUUUAUAUGUGAAUGUAUUUUUUGUUUCUUCAGUGUCAUUCUAUAAAAAUGUAUAUUAGUAAACACUCCUCGUAUAUUUUCAAUUUAUUUAUGUUAAAUAAUUGUUAAUUGUUAUUAAUUUUAUACGCCUAUCGUAGCGAAUAAGUCCACAUUUGGCAACUUAAUUCUUCGAUGUGGUUCAUUUAUUUUUUCCUCAUUUUCACUUCGUUCUAACAUAGUAAUACCACUUCCAUAUAUUUCGUUCUGACAUUAAUGAAUGACGCAACUAUUUGUCGAAUAAAACAAAACAGUUGAUUUGAUUUUUCAUAUUAUGCUGCAAAAAUCUUGAGAUAAUAAAAAUAUAAAUAAAAAUGAACAGAUAAAUAGUCAAAAAAUGUGGUAGGAGUGUUAAAAGUAGAUUCACAAGUAAAUCGAUGACGUCUAUCUAAAAAAACACACCUGAAUUUCAAACUAUUCGUACUUAUUAAUCGGAAAAAUGACUAUUUUACUAAAAUCGACUCUACUUGCUUCUACUUUAAGAGUUAGCAAAAAAUUGUCGCAUUCGACACAUAGCUGUAAUUUCUAACCUGAAAUUUCUUUUUUAAGUAGUACUGGUUAUAAGGGUUAAAUCUGAGGUUAUUAGACACGAUUUUGUUUAAAAACACAUUAUCAUCCUCAUAGCGAAAACGAAAUCUUUUUGGAUUUGGACAUCGUAUACAAAUCAAAAGUGAAAAAAAGUGAACUAUACAGCAAACAUCAGAAAUUUGUUAAUUAUAUUCUUAUCCAUUACAGCAAACACAUGACUAUUUAAUUAAAUAACAAUAAAGCCGAUUUUAAUAAAACUAAUCUCUUCCUUCAUUAAAAGACGACACUAACUAUUAAUUAUUAUAAUUAUAAAUAUUAUUAUUGACUACCUAUUAGAUAUGUAACAAAUAAAAUCGAUUUUUCUAAAAUCUAAAAUUUCCGAUAGUUUCUUUAGGUAUAUGAAUUAAAGUCAAUCCGUUGAGAUAGGAUGACUAUAUGAAUUAAAAUAAUUUCAAAACAUUUUAUAUUUAAUACGAAAAUCAAGACACUGGCAAUUGAUUGAUAUAGUGGAGUAACUAGCACUAAGAUAACGUUAUUUCUUCCAUCAAAUUCAAUCGUAGUUAAAAGGUUACCAACAUAGAGUAAGUUUGAGAAGAAAAACUUUUCAAUUGAUACCUCGUUAUUACCGAGAUAUUAAUUCGACAUUGAGCCGGCUUUUUCUUCAAAAAACAGUGGCGUCAGAAUCUCUCAAUCAAGUUGCAGCAUCUACACUUAAGUCAAUCAAGUAACUUUGAAAAAUAUAUGUCAAUCUCUAUGAAUCUAUCGCCUAAUCUAACACUUCAAUCCAUCCAGAAGAUGAUAACUUGAUUAAUUGUUUUUUAAAGGCAUCAAUUGCGUUUGCUAAUAAUCCAAAAAGCCUACCUUCAGUUGGUUGGAGUAUAAAGAAAUUGUUGAGUUCAUUGAUAGAAAACAAACAUAGCUUCAAACACUGGAAAGUUUAUGCAAAAACUUACGUGAGCUGAUUAUACUAAUGUUCAAACUUGUCUUGAUUUCAUGGUGUUCUUAAAUUAAAUAGAGUAUCGAUGUGAAGAUAUAUAACAAAUUCUGAACUAACUGAAACUCUUCCUUAAGAAGAUUUGAUUUGAGUAAUUCAUUACCAAAAACCGUUUAAUACUCCAUUUCCCGAUACUCUGUGCUCUUAAAAUGGUUUAAGCUUGAGAUGAAAUUAUUCUUAUUUAAAUUCCAAAAAUCGGUUUUUCUUUCAAAUAUUCAACUCCAACUCAAAUGAACCUUAUGUCAUAUCAACACAAUUCAAGCAGCAUACCUUCAAAAUGAACUAAACUGAUGGAAGGUGGAGAAGCUAAUAAUUACAGAAUGUGUGAAUGUAGGAAAAAUUAAAACAAUCACAUUUAACUGAUUAGUUUAUCAUGUUUAUGUUCCAAACACGAAUAAUGUUAGUGACAAUCCCUAAAAUUGUUGAUACAUUUAAUGUUUUCGUCAGUUUUUAAAAUUGUAUAGAGUUGUCAGUUUCAUUUCGAAAAAUGUACAAAAUAGUCAAGUAGAAAUGUUGCACAUACACCAACGAGGAACAGCCUGGGAUAUUUACCAAAUGAAGCAUACCAAUGGCUAUACUUUCAUUUAAAACUUACUGCAGAACUAUAUUUGAAGUAAAAGUUAUACAUUUUAAUGAAAAAUAUGAAAUAUUUUGUGUACUUUGUUAAUGAGAAUAUUACCAUUUCCACCAAUUUUUAAAUAAAUGUAAAGUGUGGGAAAUUUAAGAUGAGGAACAUAUUUCUGAUAACAUGGAGUUCAGAUUUCAAUAUUCAUACUAGGUCUCAUCACGAUUAACUGAAAUUUAAUUGACGAUAUUCACGGCAAAAUUCUUAUUUUUAUUGUCCAUAUAUGACCCUAUUGUUAGCGAACAAAUAAAGUAGAUUGUACGAUUACUUCCUAAUCAACUGAAAUUAUUAAUAAUUUAUUGAAGUUGUACUACCAACAGAAAAUGUCUUAUAUUUGGUAAAUAUCAUAGAUUUUCCUAAUUGUAUAAAAAAAUUUCAUUAUGUAUAAUUCUGAGAAAACAUAGUGUAGAAAGUUAAUGUAAAUAUCUCGUUUAUGUACUCGUAUUAUACAUAGUAUAUUGUACAGUUCUAGUAAAACAUUGGUACUCAAGCAUUUUGAUUCAGAAUAUAAAACUAUA